GUAGAAAUCAAAGAUCUAUUAGUGAAUGUAUGUAGUUGAUGCUAAAUCGAAGCUAUGGAAAAAGAAGAAUAUCUGAUAGUACCCUCUGUCCAGGAAAUAGUAAAGGGGCAAUUGACAAAAGUUCCAGAGCGUUAUGUUCGUCCACAUCAUGACUAUCCAAUAAUAUCUACAACAACACCUUUACCCCAACUUCCAGUUAUUGACUUUACCAAAUUGUUGUCCCAAGAUCUCAAUCUCAAGGGACCUGAGCUUCAUAAGUUACACUCUGCCUGCAAACAAUGGGGCUUUUUUCAGUUGAUUAAUCAUAAAGUCAGCACUUCAUUGAUGGAAAAUGUGAAGAUGGGUGUUAAGGAAUUCUUCGAUCUUCCAAUUGAAGAGAAAGUGAAGUUUAGGCAAAAAGAAGGGGAUGUGGAAGGAUAUGGUCAAGCCUUUGUAAUAUCAGAGGAACAGAAAUUAGAUUGGGCAGAUAUGUUUUUUAUGGUUACUUUGCCACCACAUUUGAGGAAACCCCAUUUAUUUCCCAAACUCUCAUUACCAUUCAGAGAUGAUUUAGAGAGCUAUUCAAUAGUGAUAGAAAAGCUGGCCAUCCAAAUAAUUGAGCUUAUGGCAAAUGCCAUUGGGGUGGACACUAAGGAAAUUAGAGAGUUAUUUGGUGAAGCAACUCAAUCAACGAGGUUGAAUUAUUAUCCACCAUGUCCUCAACCAGAACUUGUGACAGGACUCAAUUCUCACUCUGAUGGUGGAGGCCUCACCAUCCUUCUCCAAGGUAACGAAGUUGAAGGCCUUCAAAUUAUAAAGGAUGGACUGUGGAUUCCUAUUAAACCCCUCUCUAAUGCUUUCAUCGUCAACAUUGGAGACAUGUUGGAGAUAAUAACAAACGGAACUUAUGAAAGCAUUGAACACCGAGCAACAGUGAACUCAAAAAAGGAAAGAUUUUCAAUAGCUACAUUUUACAGUCCUGGUAAAGAAGUGGUUUUACGUCCAGCGCCAACUCUUGUUACUCCAAAAACACCACCACUAUUCAAAACAAUUAGUGUAAUAGAAUUCAUUAUGGGGUACCUUGGAAAAGAACUCGUUGGAAAAUCAUACCUUCAAAGCUUGAGGAUCCAAAAUGAAGACGACAAACACUCUUAGGUGUUAAAUGAUCAAACAAUAUACAAAAAUGUCCCUGUAUUCAUAUAUCAUAAAGACUCAAUUUAUAGCUUUUUAAACCCAAUAACAGAAAGCAUCUAUAGCUUUUUAAAUCUUUCUGUUGAUAGAGAUAGACUCAAUUUAUUUUUGUAAGAU
Messenger RNA from Cicer arietinum (chickpea), 1287 nucleotides. RefSeq names its product oxoglutarate-dependent flavonoid 7-O-demethylase 1-like. The record is from RefSeq and is a predicted model, not a curated record. NCBI's taxonomy places the organism in Eukaryota, Viridiplantae, Streptophyta, Magnoliopsida, Fabales, Fabaceae.